AUGGCUGAGCCUAUCCGAGGAAAGCGCCCCGAGACGGCACCCACGCCGCAGAACACACCGGCCACCAACGCUCCUAUCUCUUCCCAUGCCCAGCAACCUGGUGUCGCCAGCAUCCGAGAGGAGGAUCUUGAUAAGGCGGCGGCUGCAUCCAUCUUCGCCCAGAACCCCCAGAUCGUCCAGAUGAUCCAAGGCCGCCUCGGCUCCCUGGUCGGCCGCUCAUCCGGCUAUGUCGAAUCUCUCCCUGCCCCCGUCCGCCGCCGUGUUGCCGGUCUGAAGGGAGUCCAGAAGGAGCACACCAAGCUCGAGGCUGAGAUGCAGCAGGAGGUCCUUGCACUUGAGAAGAAGUAUUUCGCCAAGUUCACCCCUCUCUACGAGCGCCGAGCCAAGAUUAUCAACGGGGGUGCCGAGCCCACCGAGGAGGAGGUCCAGGCUGCCGAAGAGGAUGAGGAUGAGGACGACGAUGAGGAGGAGAAGCCCAAGGAGGACGAGGCUUCCAAGCCCAAGAGCGACAUUCCCGAGGAUGUUGCCGGUAUCCCUGAGUUCUGGCUCUCUGCCAUGAAGAACCAGGUCUCAUUUGCCGACAUGAUCACAGAGCGUGACGAGGCUGCUCUCAAGCACCUUGUCGAUGUCCGCAUGGAGUACCUCGAUGUUCUUGGCUUCCGCCUUAUCUUCGAAUUCGCCUCCAACGAGUUCUUCACAAACAAGACUCUCACAAAGACGUAUUACUACCAGAACGAGAUGGGUUACGGUGGUGACUUCAUCUACGACCAUGCUGAGGGAUCCAAGAUUGAUUGGGUACCUGGCAAAGAUCUUACCGUUCGCAUCGAGGCCAAGAAGCAAAGAAACAAGAACACUAAGCAGACCCGUAUCGUUAAGAAGACGGUCCCCACAGACUCUUUCUUCAACUUCUUCUCGCCCCCACAGCCACCCAAUGAGGAUGAGGAUGAGGAUGUGGAUGACGUUGCUUCGGAUAUCGAGUCACGCCUUGAGAUUGAUUACCGCCUGGGUGAGGAUAUCAAGGAGAAGCUUAUUCCCCACGCCAUUGAUUGGUUCACUGGCGAGGCCUUGGCCUUUGAGGAGUACGAGGAUGAUGAGGAUCUGGAGGGAGACUUCGAGGGUGCCAGCGACUACGAGGAUGACUUGAGUGAUGACCACGAGGAUGAGGAGGAGACCGAUGAAGAGGAUGGUUCUGGAAAGCCCCGACAAGAAGCUGCCGAGUGCAAGCAGAGCUAA
Clonostachys byssicola is the source of this 1233-nucleotide messenger RNA. NCBI's taxonomy places the organism in Eukaryota, Fungi, Ascomycota, Sordariomycetes, Hypocreales, Bionectriaceae. The record is from the annotation of a GenBank genome assembly.